AUGCGCCUUCGCCCAAUCUUUGCCGAAGCCACUAAACUGUGGCCCCAGUACGCUUACACAACUGGCAGAAGCAUCGACCAUGCGAUCAUACGUGCCUUGCAUCACUGCUCCCAGGUCCAACAAAUCCUGGCGUCGCAACGUCUUACACUACGAGAACGUCGUCACACUGGCCGGAAGCCCACCUCUUGUCAAGGGGGAGUAACGCUCUCUAUUGAUACGAGCAAAGCGUUUGACACUGUCAACAGACAGGUUCUCGAGCAAGAGCUGCGGGCGGCCCGUGUACCGGAGCCGGAGCUGGCAGUUAUCCUCAAUCUCCACCACUGCAUUGGCUACUGGCCUGCAGGCCAGGACCCCACAACUCGCGUGGCGAGUGAAAGGGGUGUUACCUCCGUCACAUGGCUGCAAGAGGACACCACGAUGUUCGCGGACGAUCUACUACUCCAGUGGAUCGUCCACCGAGUUCAGGAUUUGGAGAAUAUGGUGGACAUCAUCGCCCACACCUUUCGGAUCCUAGCUCAGCUUGGCCUUCAGGUUCAGCAUCGGAAAACACAACUCAUUGUGGCAUAUAAAGGCAGGCAGGCCACACAAUGGUGGCGAGCCCACACGGCCACCACUGCGGAGGGCCGCUUCCUGCUUAUACCCCAACCUGGCAGCAAGGCACUCCGCCUGCCCAUUGUGACUAAGCUGACGUACCUAGGCAUUAUCCUCUCCUAUGUAGAUGCCACCACUGCCACUGUUGACCACCGUCUGCAGGUAGCCGAAGCGCAGCGAGCUCGCCUUCUCAAGGAAUCUAGCAGAGCGCUGCUCGAGCGCCUGAACGUAGAGGACCCCUUACUUUCCUUGCUGCAAAGGCCUCGGAUCAUGCACUGGUUGGUUCAUAUCACUGAAUCCAAACUGGCGCUGACCUCACCUGGAGGCAAAGGCCCUCCGCCGAAUCGGAGCAGCGGAACGCGCCAACAGCAGCAACCGUUGACGGGACGCGGCCGCCAUGCGGCCCCCUUUCAGGGGAGCCGGGGCAGCGACGUCCCAGACAAUCGCAAUGGACCCUCCAAGAUGCCUUCGGGAGAUCAUGCUCUGCUGCAUCGAGUCGCAAAGGCCCUCAUCGUCCAAGCGGACUAUCUGUCGCGCCUUCAGAGCGAUCACACUGUCAUCUUCACAUUUCGAACAGGCAACGGCCCACAGCUGAUGGUGCCGCUUCUCCAGGAGGUGGCGACAACUUGGCGCGAACAACGACAGCAGAACAAGAUCAAUGCCUUCGCAACCGACACCGAAUCCCAGAAGAGGGCCCAGGAACUAGGAUGGAUCACGUCGGAGGGGGAGUUCAACUUCUUGGACUGGGACUUCGAGGACAAGAAGCUCGUCCCCCGGCAGGAGGUGACGCUUACUCACGAUCAAAUCCUCACCGAUGCCAAGAGACUCAAAGCCCUGCUGAAGAAUCCAGACCUAGUCUUGAAGUUCAGCGGAGGCCGCAACGCCAAGCCCGACUCGACAUCCGAGACAGCGACAUUUGUGUUGGAGCUGUCCAUGCAGCAACCCGAAGCAUCGGAGGCGAUGGCGAUCUUCCGGAAAUGGUAUGCCAACUCAGCGCUCCUGCUCCUCUCUCUCCGGCUCAAACCGGCCCGCCCAGAGCGGUCGCCGUUGAUCAAGGAGAUCCAGGAGGCCUCUCUUGAGCGAUCACUGCAAGAUUUGUUGAGUGCUCCUGUCCCUACACCUGGAGAGCGGAUCACCAUCCCUGACCUUCCCGGGUGGCACUCUUCUCUCAGAGGCUGGACGAACCUGCAUCGCCAGCAAGAUUGUCUUGAGCUCAUACAUCACUUAUUUGACCAACACUGCCCAGCACACAUGCGAUGUCAAUGGGAGGCACGACCGAUACCAGGCACUGUUGCGGCACGCAGACCCCUUAUCAGUGGUCUAUUCAACAUUGACCUCCCUCUCCCUAAGAAAACCUCCAGUGCCACCAUCCAAGAAUGCAUUAUCAGCUGGCACGAACAGAAGAUUCCCCACGGCCUUCUCCACGCACCGCCCUACCUGCUCACCAGCCUUGCCCGAUAUGCCAACCCCACCAAGGGGAAAAACAAGACGCGUAUCCCCUGUAAGGCCAUGCAGCGAGUCAGUUUCCCUGUCUUUCGAGGUCCUGGACAUGAGAUCCAAUGGGCCACCUACGAGCUGGUGGCGGGGAUUUUACACCUGGGGCCCUCGCCCCAGCAAGGCCACUAUCGUGCAUUUCUUGCGCAUCCACGUGAUGCCCAAAACUUUGCAUCCCAGUGCAUCGGGGAUUUCGGCCCCCUCGGGGAGACCGUCGGCCCCUUCGGGGAGCCUGACCUACACCUGGUGGUGUACAGAAGAUGGUCAAUCGCCCGAGCUGUGUCAUCCAACAUAUGCUCGGAUCCUGAGUGA
Messenger RNA from Symbiodinium sp. CCMP2592, 2397 nucleotides. The record is from the annotation of a GenBank genome assembly. Lineage: Eukaryota; Dinophyceae; Suessiales; Symbiodiniaceae.